Monodelphis domestica (gray short-tailed opossum) is the source of this 2531-nucleotide messenger RNA. RefSeq names its product polyunsaturated fatty acid lipoxygenase ALOX15. NCBI's taxonomy places the organism in Eukaryota, Metazoa, Chordata, Mammalia, Didelphimorphia, Didelphidae. Gene Ontology annotation, biological process: lipid oxidation. The record is from RefSeq and is a predicted model, not a curated record. Gene Ontology annotation, molecular function: iron ion binding; protein binding; oxidoreductase activity, acting on single donors with incorporation of molecular oxygen, incorporation of two atoms of oxygen.
UGUGAGCUGUCAGCAUUGGAGGGAAUGAAGGCCUGCAUGACCUACUUCCCCCGGGCCUGUGGCUCCCUCAGAUGACUUCUCUCCUGACACUAUGGGCAGCUAUCGUGUUCGCGUGGCCACUGGGAGCUCCGUCUUCUCGGGGUCUAAGAACCUGGUCCAGCUGUGGCUAGUUGGGGAGCAUGGAGAAGCGGCGCUGGAGCUGCGACUGCGACCCAGUCGCGGAAAGGAAGAGGAAUUUAAUGUAGAAGUCUCCAAGGUGCUGGGUCCCCUCCUGUUUGUGAAGGUGCGCAAACGUCACAUCCUCGGUGAAGACAACUGGUUUUGUGAGCGAAUCACUGUUCAAGGUCCUGGGGACAGUGGAGUGGAGGCUACAUUCCCGUGCUACUGAUGGGUGUUGAGUGAAGGCAUCCUCUACAUACCUGAGGGCACUGCUCGGACAGUCAGGAAUGAUCCCCAGGGAUUCUUCAAGAAAUAUAGAGAGGAAGAGCUGGAGGAGAGAAAGAAGAAGUACAGUUGGAACUCGUGGAAGGAGAAUGUAGUCCGGACAGUCUCUGGGGCUGCUCUGUCUGAUCUUCCUUUGGACGAGAGAUUUCAUGAGGAGAAGAGACUUGAUUUUGAGUGCUCUCUGGCCAAGGGACUUAAAGACCUUGCCAUCAAGGAUACUUUAAAUAUCCUGAGUUCCUGGAAGACACUGGAAGAUUACAACCGAAUUUUCUGGUGUGGUCAGAGCAAGCUGGCAGAGAAGGUUCGGGAUUUGUGGAAGGAGGACUCAUUCUUUGGGUAUCAGUUCCUGAAUGGUGCUAACCCCAUGCUCCUGAGGCGAUCCACCAAACUUCCAGCCCGUCUAAAGCUGCCUCCAGGCUCAGAGGAACUUCAGGCAGAACUAGAAAGACAUUGUCAAGCAGGCUCAUUGUUUGAAGCUGACUUCUCCCUCCUGGAUGGGAUUCAGGCCAAUGUGAUCCUCUGUUGUCAGCAGUACUUGGCGGCACCCCUGGUCAUGCUGAAGUUGGAGCCAGACGGGACAUUGCUGCCCAUGGCCAUCCAAAUCCAGGUACCUGGCGUGGGUUUACCAAAUCCACCGGUGUUCCUGCCCUCUGAUCCCCCUAUGACAUGGCUCCUAGCCAAAGCCUGGGUCAGGAGUUCAGACUUCCAGCUUCACCAACUGCAGUUCCAUCUGCUGAGAGGACAUCUGAUGGCUGAGGUGAUCGCUGUGGCCACAAUGAGGUGCCUCCCAACACUGCAUCCUAUUUUCAAGAUCCUGAUCCCUCAUCUUCGAUAUACCAUGGAGAUCAAUGUCAGAGCCCGGACAGGACUUGUCUCUAAUGGGGGAGUAUUUGACCAGGUAGUGAGCACUGGUGGUGGAGGCCAUGUUACCGUGCUUCAGAAAGCAGGGAAGUAUCUGCACUAUAGGUCACUGUGCCCACCCUAUGACCUGGCUGAUCGAGGGCUGCUGGGGGUAUCAUCUGCCUACUAUGCUCAGGAUGCCCUUCGGGUCUGGGACAUCAUCAAAAGGUAUGUGGAGGGGAUAGUCUAUCUCUACUAUGCAGGGGAUGAGGAUGUGGAAAAUGACACAGAGCUACAGGCUUGGUGCAAGGAGAUCACUGAAAUUGGGCUUCAUGGAGCCCAGGACCGAGAGUUCCCCACCUCCUUCCAUUCCAGGGAAGAGCUCUGCUUGUUUGUGACCAUGUGUAUCUUCACUUGUACCUGUCAGCACUCCUCCGUCCAUCAGGGACAGCUGGACUGGUAUGCCUGGGUUCCGAAUGCCCCGUGCACUAUGCGUAUGCCCCCACCCACCACAAAGGAUGUGACUCUGGAGAUGGUGAUGGCGUCUCUGCCCAAUUUCCACCAGGCAUCCCUCCAGAUGUCUUUAACAUGGCAACUGGGGCGAGCACAGCCAAACAUGGUUCCUCUGGGACAGCACAAAGAGCAAUACUUCUCAGACUCUGCUGCCCUGGCAGUGCUGAAAUGCUUUAGGGAAGAGCUGGCUGUCCUGGACAAAGAGAUCAAAGAGAGAAAUGCAAAGCUGGAUCUACCCUAUGAAUAUCUACUGCCAAGUAGAGUGGAGAACAGCGUCACCAUCUGAGCCCUCCCUGAGCCUACCCAACUGCAACUCCUGCUCCCAUUGCUUAAAUCCUAGCCCACUAUGUGCAUUUCCUAACAUGCUUCAGAGCCCUCUUCUCAAAGCCCUCUGCCUAGAUGGAAGAUAAAUAAAGCUUUUAUUAUUCAUUGAAAUGAACAUUGCACUGGAGUCAGAAUCCUGUCAGCCACUUCCUAGCUUUGUGAUUUUGGACAAGUCAUUUAAGCUUUCCUCCUCAACAGCAUUUCUAUAAAAUGGGAGUGACUACUACUUACAGGAGGGGUGUGAGGAAAGCUUUAGGUAAACAGACCUCUAGAAUAAGGUGGUUUAUGUCAUAGAACAUAGUUGAUCUGUGCUAGAAAGGGGCUUGGAAAUCAUCAUAUCUAACCAUUAAACUUUGUUUUAUUUUAAUUUUCUUUAUUAAAUUAAAUUUUUUCUUUAUUGAAAUGCAAAA